Molecule: messenger RNA, 1113 nt
Organism: Hypoxylon fragiforme
Lineage: Eukaryota; Fungi; Ascomycota; Sordariomycetes; Xylariales; Hypoxylaceae
Exons: 2
Coding region: 111-788 (225 amino acids)
Source: RefSeq, a predicted model, not a curated record
UUUGGUUUGGCUCUGCAACAUGAUUCGCGAUAGUUUCAACGUGCAGUGCGUCUAGACUAGGUUACCGGUACCAGUUUCUCUACCUAGUAUUUUGCCGUCUGUAGCUAAACAUGGGUCUCAACUUCACCACCACCACCACAACAACAACACCAUCGGUAAUAGCCGCGGCGAUAGGAUCAGGGGUAGGGGCGGACCAAGUAAAUCCUCAUCCGCCUCCGAGCCCGCCAACCCUCGUAUGGCGCCAGGUCACCUUGACCCAAACAAUCACGUACCCGGACGCAACAACAACCGCCAUCGUAACCCUUGACCGCGGCAGCCCGCCCACCUCCUCCUCCUCCUCCCCCACCUCUCCGCCCCUCACCACCUCCACCACACCCCCCUGGCCCGCCGGCGCCUCCCCCCCCUCCUCCCCCUCCUCCUCAGACGGCCUCAGCGGCCAGCAAAUCGGGAUAAUCGUCGGCGUGUGCGUCGGCGCCUUCGUCGUCGGCCUCGUCCUCUGGUGCUGCUGCACGCGCCGCUGCGGGUGCACGCGGUACUCCGUCUACAGCCCCAGCAACAGCGACAACGACGACGGCGAGAGGGACUACUACGCCGAGGUCACGAUCCAGCAGCAGCAGCAGGAGCAGGAGCAGGCUCCGCCGACGAUGCCGAUGAGGACGGCGUGGCGCUUCCCGUGGUCGAUUCCGCCGCCGCUCGUCCCGACGUAUGUCGCGAGGGAUGAUGGGCCGAGGUGGACGGCGAAUCAGGCGGCGAGGCUGGGGGGGAGGAGGGGGUAUUGGGGGGGGUGAGAGGGAGUUUGGAAGUUUGAGGAAAUGGUGGUGUUGGUUAGGUGGCGAGUGGAGAGCUGCCUAGGUAUAUAUUUGCACGGGCGGGCUGCCGACGAGCUUUGGCGAGCAGCGCGUCUAACUAACUACCUACCUACGUCUUGAUUUAUUUCGGGAGAUAUCCAUGGAUUCUAAUAGGAGAAGAGCAUCAUCGAGAGUUUCUAAUAAGCCACGCUAGGUUACCAUGUCGGUCUCAUAUCAUUUGGUUUUAUAUUCGCGCCUAAUACCUACACUGGACGAGAAAGGAAGGAAUAUACCCGUUUCCUGGAAGGAUAAACUACGUUCAGAU